CUCUCUCUCUCCACGGAGAAAGGUUUCAAGAACCCAAAGGGCUUCCGAGAGCUUCGUCAUACUCGAAGAACCAUGUCUGCUAACUGAAGACAAGACUGAUCAGGAAAAGAUAUUGCAGAUGAUGGUGGAAGUGCGAGUGCCGAACCUGGACUGCGAGGGAUGUGCAGCUAAGUUGAAGAGAGCUCUCUCCAAGCUCAAAGGGGUAGAAGAAGUGGAGGUGGACAUGGAGAUGCAGAAGCUGACCGCCAGAGGUUACAGAUUGGAGGAGAAGAAGGUGUUGAAGGCCAUCAAAAGAGCAGGGAAAGCGGCAGAGCCGUGGCCUUUUCCGGGCCACUCUCAUUUCGCUUCCUUUUAUCAAUACCCUUCAUACAUAGUCAACCAAUACUACUACGACGCCCACAGGACCGGGGCUUCUUCCAGCCUCCACACUUUCUUCCACACUCCCGCAGUCUACUCCGUCGCCGUCGCCUCCGACGAGGCCUUUGCUUCUCUCUUCAGCGACGAUAAUCCACAUGCGUGCACCAUUAUGUGAAAUUAAAGUAGUUCCUGCUGCUAUGAAGUUAGUUCUGCUCUUGGUUUUCCCUUUUGAAUUCGGUCGCAGCCACACAUUUUCUCCAAGCCUAAUGGAUGUUCUAUUAUAUUCAA
Molecule: messenger RNA, 645 nt
Organism: Rhodamnia argentea
Lineage: Eukaryota; Viridiplantae; Streptophyta; Magnoliopsida; Myrtales; Myrtaceae
Product: heavy metal-associated isoprenylated plant protein 31
Exons: 3
Coding region: 119-532 (137 amino acids)
Molecular function (GO): metal ion binding
Source: RefSeq, a predicted model, not a curated record